CAAACCGACACUACACACACCGCCGCCGGACAGCGAGAAGUUCGCAGUGUGUGUGAGACUCGUUUACUGUAAUAUGGCUUUAGUUGUGUUUAUUUGCGGCUUAAUAAAUUCGACAUGUUCUCGUUCUGAGUAAUUUGAUCAUAUUUCACUUGAAUACCGCUGACACAACUGCUGUAAAUGUGUGUGAAUGUCGUGUUGUAGAAGCUCGGUGAGAUGGAGGAUAUACAUCAGACUGUCACGGACGCAGAGGAUCAGAAGGGGGACACUGGCUCUCCAGCAGAGAAGCUGCUCUUAGAUCAAGUGUGUGUGGACUGUAUGGACAUCACGAAGGGUACUUUGGAGAACAUCUCUCGCCCGGCCUCCGGUGCAGCUCCUCUCUCUCUCUCUGAGAUCAGGAGAACGAGUCGAGAGCGUCCCGGAUCUCUGGAGCUGCUCAGCCCGGACCUCACACACACACAGGCUCAGGGCAGCGCAGCAGGACCCGGCUCUGACCGAGACGAGUCCGAUGAGGAGGACGAAGAUCCGGAGCUGGGAGAGGCCAUCCGGAAAAUGAGGAGACUGGACCGGAUUCUGGCUCUCAAGGCGUCAGCGGAGAGAGAGGUGAAGCAGAGGACCCGAGAGCAGCAGCAGAGACUCUGGGGCGAGCUACAGGCUGUGAGUCUCAGGAUGAGCCGCUACGAGAUGGAAAACACCAGACGCUUCCUGGCUCUGACACCCGACCCCUCUCAGGAGUGUGAGGAUGAGGAGUUCGUCCCCGUGUUCGAGACGGAGGUUCUGGAUCUGCAGCGCGACACACACACCAGACACGACACGGGCGAGCGCACACAGCUGGAGUGUGUGGGUCAGCAGGCGGCGGAUGCUCAGGCUCCAGACGGCAGACGGGACAGCAAGCGCACACAAGACUUCGUCCAGAGGAAUAUUGAGCUUGCAGGAGCGUCGGGCAACUCAGUCCUGCUCACACAACAGGAGAGAGAGAGAAUAGAGGAACUACUGAGAGAUCUGGAGGAAGAACAGAGUGAUCCUGAACUACUGACUGAACCUCAGUCUCUCUCCGCCGGUGAAGGCUUCAGUCCCGACCCGUCUGAACUCCACAGUCUCCGGCUCAUCGACUCCAGGCUCCAGCUGCUACUUCCUGUUCAUCACUUCCUGUCUGGGAGUCAGGAGGAGAACGCCGGUGACCGAGUCCUGUGGGACGCAAGAUCGAGACGAGAAGAAGAGAAACGUCUGAGAGAAAUCCAGCAGGAGCUGCAGAUCCUGGAGGAGAGAAGCGCGCGGUGUGUGUCGGAGGACGAGCUGAGGAACCUCCUGCUGGAGUGUGAAGACGAGCUCCUGCGCUCUCCGGCUCCCGGCUCCGGCGCGGACACACACCCCUGGGAGAACACGGAGCGGCACGCAUGACAUGCGAGGAAGAAUGCUCUUCUGUUUUAUAUUUUGCGAAAUGCUUUUAAAGUUGCACAAUAAGUGCAUGAAAGUGUGUUUGUCAUUGUGUCUCUGAUGUGUUUGCCAGCGUCAGUAUCUCAAUCAGACUGAACAACACAUGAAGUGGAAAAUAUAAAAUGUUCCUUUUCAAAAAUCAAAGCAAUAUGUCUUUUUAUUCAUAUCAUGAGCUUUUGAUUAAACUCC
Pimephales promelas (fathead minnow) is the source of this 1623-nucleotide messenger RNA. The record is from RefSeq and is a predicted model, not a curated record. NCBI's taxonomy places the organism in Eukaryota, Metazoa, Chordata, Actinopteri, Cypriniformes, Leuciscidae.